GGGCCAAAGAUCCAUGGAGAUGCUAAUGAUGAUAUUGAAACAUGUAACCUAAAUAUAAAUAGAAAUAUAAGAGAAUACACAAAAUCAAACUGAAACAGCAGCUAGCUAUGCCGACUGACCAUAAUGAUGCGGCCAGAGGGACGGAAUUGGUCAGUUGCCCUACGGCAAGAACGCUGCAGCUGGCAGAUCUUUUGGAAGAGAGAUGAUGGAAAUCUUGUUGAGGCUUCCGGCAAGGACGCUUGUUUCCCUAAGGAGUGUGUGCAGGUCAUGGAGAAACCUAAUUUCAUCCCCUGACUUCACCCGCAACCACCUUCGUCGUUCAUGCUUACGCGAUCCAAGCCUGAUCACUCCGCCACGUAUUGCUUAUUGCAAUCACGAUGGUUUCUAUGGUGGUAUUCAGUCUUUCUCCAUGCAGUCAAUGUUGGACAAUCCCUCUGACCCUACUAAAGUCGCUAGCAUCAGUAGCGAAACCUACUACAAAAUCGUUGGUUCUUGCGAUGGAUUGUUAUGCUUCUUUGAUGGUUUUGCUAGUUGCGGCAUGCAUGCCAUAUUGUGGAACCCCUGUACCGGAUUCACAUUCGAAUCUCCCGAAAUCAGCGGCCAAGUUCUCUUUUGUGGCUUUGGUUACGAUUAUCUCAGUGACAGUUACAAAAUUUAUGCAGCUACAAAGAAGCAAGGGCCAUCUGGUUUUGAGUCUAGUACCAAAUUUUAUACAUUUGGGCAAACUUCGUCAUGGAGAAAAAUUGAUGAUAUUCCAGUAGCCCUAUUUAGUUUCCCAAGUGACAACUCUUGUUGGACGGAUAAUACGGAAGGGGAAUUUUUUGGUAGUAGCAGAUUAUGCACUCUUAAUUGGUGUGUUAAUCAGGUGGUUCUUUAUUUUGACUUGACUAAAGAGAUUUAUGGUCAUUUUUCUCUGCCUCUUGGUAGUGAAAUAGAUUUAGAUCAUUAUUCUCCAAGGCGAUGCACUCACUUAUAUGUCUUAAGAAACUGCCUUUCUGCUUGUUACGAGCAUAAGAGAACACGCGAAUGGAUUGUGUGGCAGAUGAAGGAAUACGGAGAUGCUCAAUCUUGGACUAAAUUGGCAGUGAUUUCGGUCCAUCAAAAAUCCAUUUAUUUUACAUAUCAUUAUUUACAACCUCUUUACAUAUCGGAAAGUGACGUUCUUUGGACAUUUUGUCCAUUGUACGGAAUAGUUUUGUGUAACUUAAAUGAUGGGAGGGUAGAUUUUUUUGUGAUUGACAGAGGCAUGGGGAACCAUCCUUUUUUUUCUCGAUGUGUCAGGCAUAAGAUGGCUUGUAUCUACCAUGAAAGUUUAGUUUCACCAAAUGGUCUUCAAAGCAGAUCAUCCAAAACUGUUGCGCCUUCAUCAAAUCCAAACCCCAGUCUAUUGACUCUUAAAGCAUGUUUGCACCUUUUUUUGGUGAAGCCUUCUAGCACUACCAACUUGGUUAUUAAUGUUAUCGAAUUUAUUUAUGUCAGUACUAUGUUUAUUUUUCAAUUGCAAUUUACUGCUCUAACAUACUUUGUAUGUUCUUCUUCCUGUUCUUGUCAAAUAAUUCUUUUCCCACUUUAACUUGUGCACUGAUGAGAAAUUGUACUCGGUUUAAGACAAAAAGGCUGAAUUUAAAAAAAUAAAUUAAAAGAAAUAUUUGUUGUUGAUGUAACAAUCAGCUUUUUUUUAGUUUU
Molecule: messenger RNA, 1686 nt
Organism: Arachis ipaensis
Lineage: Eukaryota; Viridiplantae; Streptophyta; Magnoliopsida; Fabales; Fabaceae
Source: RefSeq, a predicted model, not a curated record